Messenger RNA from Gekko japonicus, 1332 nucleotides. RefSeq names its product POU class 5 homeobox 1 (gene POU5F1). The transcript is spliced from 5 exons. Gene Ontology annotation, biological process: regulation of transcription by RNA polymerase II. The record is from RefSeq and is a predicted model, not a curated record. Gene Ontology annotation, molecular function: DNA-binding transcription factor activity, RNA polymerase II-specific; RNA polymerase II cis-regulatory region sequence-specific DNA binding. Bases 1 to 1332 code for a protein of 443 amino acids. NCBI's taxonomy places the organism in Eukaryota, Metazoa, Chordata, Lepidosauria, Squamata, Gekkonidae.
AUGGCGGGGCACUUGGGUCGAGAACGGGGGCGCCCGUACCCCUUCCCCGUCCAGAGCCUCCAUCUGAACAACCUUCCCGCUGUCCCCCAUCACGAAACUGCUGGGGGCUUCUUGCCUGAAGCCUUCAAUGGGGCCACUCCUGGACAGGGCUAUGGAUUUAAGCCUGACUAUGGGCCGCAGGGAGGGGUGAUGGAAUCUGUCCCCGGCGGAGGAGAUGCUCCCAGAGUCUGGUACCCUAUCCCGACCGCUGGCGAGGCCUGGGUUCACCAUCCCGGGGUGGUGAUGGGCCCCUAUGGGGUCACUCAGUCUGGGGAGGCCUGCCCAGGCCCGAAGCUUGACAUCAAGGUGGAACAAGACUGUGACCAGCUGGAGCCGUACUAUGGACAACCCUGGGCAGGAGGCUGUCUUGUGCCCCCCACUCCCACCUUAGCCCGGGCGGCAGCACCUGGCAACAGCCGGGAGACUGUGUCACCUGGCUAUGAAAUCCAGCCUCCCAGCAGCCCUGCCAGGCAGCCUGAGAAGGUUGGCAGUGCUGACAGCAGCCCUCGAAGCAAUAGCAGCAGGAGUCCUGUGGAGGUCAUAGUCUCUGGAGAAGUCAAAGAAGAACUGGGCAGCGGAGAUGAGGAGAUUCCCACCUCAGAAGAAAUGGAACAGUUUGCCAAGGACCUGAAGCACAAAAGAAUCACUUUGGGCUUCACGCAGGCAGAUGUAGGACUCGCCCUGGGUGUGCUGUAUGGGAAGAUGUUCAGCCAGACUACCAUUUGCCGCUUUGAGGCCCUGCAGCUCAGCUUCAAGAACAUGUGCAAACUGAAACCGCUCCUUCAGCGCUGGUUGCAUGAGGCAGACAGCAAUGAAAACCUCCAGCAGUUGUGCUCUUCGGAGUCUGCCAUGAUCCAGGCUCGGAAACGCAAACGUACAAGCAUCGAGACUACUGUGCGGGGCUCACUCGAGACUUACUUCCUGCGCUGCCCCAAGCCCACCCUGCAAGAGAUCUCGCAGAUUGCCAAUGACCUCCACCUGGAGAAGGAUGUCGUCCGUGUUUGGUUCUGCAAUCGCCGCCAGAAGGGCAAGCGCAACUUAGGAGCGGGCUCUCGGGAUGAAUAUGACAGUUGUGCUCUACCACCACCGCCUUUCCCUCACGGGCCACUUCAAGCUCAGCCCCCUGGGCUCAGCCCCACCCACCACCAGCUAGCCCCGCCUCCUCCGCACCCUCAGGGCUACAACACAGCUACCUUCGCUGCCCUUUACCUCCCCCAGUUCCAUGAAGGAGACCCCUUUGUCCCCCCCACAUCGGGCGCCCCAGUUAUGGGCCCACCGAUGCAUUCAAGCUGA